CUGUACACACGUGGUACAAUUCUCUCUCUUUCGCCGGCCAUCUUGAAUACGAUAAAAUGGCGGCUAGACCUUUAAUAACAGUGUAUGAUGAGGCAGGAGAAAAUGUAGGGCAGACCACUCUGCCUGCUGUGUUUAAAGCUCCCAUUCGUCCUGAUGUAGUUGGUUUUGUCCACACCAACAUGGCCAAAAACAAGCGGCAAGCUUAUGCUGUCAACAAACUUGCUGGGCAUCAGACCUCUGCUGAGUCGUGGGGUACUGGCCGUGCCGUUGCCAGGAUUCCACGUGUGCGGGGUGGUGGUACUCAUCGCUCAGGUCAAGGUGCUUUUGGCAAUAUGUGUCGUGGUGGCCGUAUGUUUGCUCCCACAAAAACCUGGCGCCGUUGGCAUCGUAAGAUCAACCAGAAACAGCGCCGCUAUGCCAUGUGUUCAGCCCUGGCAGCUUCAGCUCUCCCUGCUUUAGUGAUGGCCCGAGGUCACCGUGUUGAAGAGAUCCCUGAGGUCCCUCUUGUGGUGUCAGAUGCUGUUGAAUCCCUGCAGAAGACAAGUGCAGCAGUUAAACUGCUGAAGGCUGUUAAUGCUUAUGGGGAUGUGGAAAAGUGCAAGGAUUCCAAGAAGAUCCGUGCUGGCAAAGGUAAGCUGCGUAACCGAAGGACUGUAAUGCGCAAAGGACCGCUUGUCAUCUACAAUGAAGAUCAUGGAGUGAGGAAAGCUUUUCGCAACUUACCAGGGGUUGACAUCUUGUCAGUGGAUCGAUUGAAUCUCCUGAAGCUGUGUCCUGGUGGUCACAUGGGCAGGUUCUGUAUCUGGAGUAAAGGAGCCAUUGAGAAACUUGAUGCAUUGUAUGGAACUGGAAAGAAACCAUCUUCAGAAAAGAAGGAUUUCAAUCUCCCUCAACCAAUUAUGAGCAAUGCAGACCUCAAUCGCCUGAUCAACAGUGAGGAGAUACAGUCUGUUAUCAGACCAGCUGGACCAUCAAAGAGCCGCCGGGCAACCCGCAAGAAGAAUCCACUAAAGAACAUUGGCAUCAUGAUGAAACUGAACCCGCACGCCAAGAGCGUCAAACGAGCUGAAAUGCUGACUGUGGAGAGGAGGAGAGCGGCUAAAGAGGCUGUACUGAGUAAGAAGAGAGAAGGAAAAUAAGCUACUCUGAUGCUGUGUUAAAUGGACGAAUAAAAACAGCAAUUAAUUCAGUGGAA
This is a messenger RNA of Orbicella faveolata, 1195 nucleotides long. RefSeq names its product large ribosomal subunit protein uL4B-like. NCBI's taxonomy places the organism in Eukaryota, Metazoa, Cnidaria, Anthozoa, Scleractinia, Merulinidae. Gene Ontology annotation, molecular function: structural constituent of ribosome. Gene Ontology annotation, cellular component: ribosome. Gene Ontology annotation, biological process: translation. The record is from RefSeq and is a predicted model, not a curated record.